Molecule: messenger RNA, 1530 nt
Organism: Scatophagus argus
Lineage: Eukaryota; Metazoa; Chordata; Actinopteri; Scatophagidae
Gene: ctbs
Product: chitobiase, di-N-acetyl-
Exons: 7
Coding region: 96-1178 (360 amino acids)
Biological process (GO): chitin catabolic process; carbohydrate metabolic process
Cellular component (GO): extracellular region
Molecular function (GO): chitinase activity; chitin binding
Source: RefSeq, a predicted model, not a curated record
UGAUUGCACGUGACUUGUUGCCGCAGUUCAUCGGCCGACUGGACAGAGUGAGAGUAGCUUAAACUUCCUUCUGAUCCCCCUUCCCCCUAAAAAAAAUGUCCUGGCUUCUUCUGUUUUUGUCGUCGACAGUCCUGGUGUGCAGGGCUGCCGUCUGCCCGUGUGAGAGGCCGGAGCUUUGUCGACAGAUCCGCCAGCAGAGAGACUUUGAGGUGUUUGUGUUUGACGUGGGUGGAAAGACAUGGAAGUCCUACAACUGGAGCAUGGUGACGACGGUGGCAGCGUUUGGAAAAUAUGAUCCUGAUCUCAUGUGUUAUGCUCACUCUAAAGGAGCAAGAGUUGUACUCAAAGGCGACGUACCCCUCUCCUAUGUGGUGGACCAACAAAACAGGACAGCAUGGAUAACAGAGAAGGUCAACUUGGCUAAGACUCAGUUUAUGGACGGGAUCAACAUUGACAUUGAGCAAGCAGUGGAGGAGGGCUCCCCAGAGUACCAUGCUUUGACAAACUUGGUCAGAGAGACCACUGAGGCCUUCCAUAGGGAGAUCCCAGGUUCCCAGGUCUCAUUUGACGUUGCCUGGUCACCAAAAUGUAUCGACAAACGUUGCUAUGAUUAUGUUGCCAUCGCUGAGUCCUGUGACCUGCUAUUUGUGAUGUCCUAUGAUGAACAAAGCCAGAUCACGGGCGACUGUAUCGCAAUGGCAAAUGCCCCACUCUCUCAAACACUGAAUGCAUAUGACCAGUAUUUGAACCUGAACAUCGAUCCAAAGAAGCUAGUAAUGGGAUUGCCAUGGUACGGCUAUGACUACCCAUGCCUCAACCUUUCUCAGGAGGGAAUAUGUUCUAUAGCCAAAGUUCCUUUCCGUGGAGCCCCCUGCAGUGACGCAGCUGGAAAACAGAAAACAUACAAGUGGAUCAUGCAGCAGGUCAACAUCUCAAUGUCCGGCCGGCUCUGGGACAACAAACAGCAAGCGCCUUACUUCAGUUACAAGGACCCAAAAGGACAGAUUCAUCAGGUUUGGUAUGAUGACCCACAGAGUAUUUGUCCCAAGGCAGACUAUGUGAAAACUAAAGGUCUGAGGGGCAUUGGUAUGUGGAACGGCAACAUCUUGGACUACAGCGAUGAAGCGGUAGCCAGGGAACAGACCACACUGAUGUGGAAUGCACUCUUGGGAUGCUAGCUGGGAGGCGGGUUAACACUGCUGCAGACUUUUACAUCAGCUCUGAGCCUGCUGUUUGUUGCUAAGUCAAUAUAUCCCUUUGUAACAAUAAUGGGGUGUUACUUCCCUCUGAGUUCAGGGAUGCAUACUUGCACUUCAGAGUUUAUUGUGGUUUUUAUUGCUGUUGUCUUUGAAUGUGGUUACGUCUCAGACGUUCCUCUCUGCCAACUGAAAGAACUGCGAUUCUGUGAAAAAGGCAAUGAAUCUCAAUGUGAUGUACACAAAGACAGUAUUUGUGAUUCAUACUGAGCUUACUGAGAUCUGUGCACUUUAUAUUUUAUAUAAAUAAAACAUUUUCUGGUCAAUCUGUAAA